Molecule: messenger RNA, 1660 nt
Organism: Linum tenue
Lineage: Eukaryota; Viridiplantae; Streptophyta; Magnoliopsida; Malpighiales; Linaceae
Source: the annotation of a GenBank genome assembly
GUUUUUUUGACGGACUCCAGUUCCGGGUAGGGUUUGUUUGUUUCACUUUCUGAGCCACACAGACUCCGUUUCCCUUUUCCCCAUAUAUUCGCAUUUAUAUACCUAAACCUCUCUCGCACUCCCUCCUUGCUUCCUCUCCUCCAUUGCCGUCCCUCCCUGAGCUCCGAUCAAAGAAGAGAAAAUGAGCUCUCAGAUUUUCAGAUCCGCUUCCAGGGCCGCCAGGUCCUUUCUCUCCUCCGCUUCCAAGAACUCUCGCUUUUACUCCGAGGGACGCGCUGCAGCGGCUGCGGCGGCGGUUUCGUUGAGCGGGAAGGCGCCGCUCAUCGUUUCGGCCUAUGGAAGGACCGGCUCUGCAAAUGCUCAGCAGUGGAUUUCCGGAGCCCUUGUGAUUCCUAUGGCAGCUUACAUGCUCCAAGAACAGGAGGCCCGUGCUGCAGAGCUCGAGCGUACCUUUAUUGCUAUCAAGCCUGAUGGUGUGCAGAGAGGACUGAUUUCAGAAAUCAUUUCCCGAUUUGAGCGCAAAGGUUUCAAGCUUGUGGCAGUCAAGAUAGUGAUUCCUUCAAAGGACUUUGCUCAAAAGCACUAUCAUGACCUGAGUGAGAGGCCAUUCUUCAAUGGCCUUUGCGACUUCCUGAGCUCUGGUCCUGUUUUGGCCAUGGUGUGGGAAGGAGAAGGUGUGAUCAAGUAUGGCAGGAAACUUAUUGGAGCCACUGAUCCUCAGAAAUCCGAGCCCGGGACAAUUCGAGGUGAUCUGGCUGUCGGCGUUGGAAGGAACAUCAUUCAUGGAAGUGAUGGCCCGGAAACCGCAAAGGACGAGAUCAAGUUGUGGUUCAAGCCGGAAGAACUGGUUAACUACACGAGUAAUGCUGAGAAGUGGAUCUAUGGAAACAAUUGAUGACGAUGAUGAUCAUUUCCCCCCUUUACAUUGAAUUUUCUUUCUCCAACUUUCGUCCAGGGAGAUUAGAUGCCACACUAGAUUGUGGUUAGAAGCAGAGAAUUGCUAGAAUAAAAAGUACUGUUUCUUUUGUAUUGAGGUUCAAUAGGGUUUAUAUGCGGUUUGAAUACUUCCCUUGAGAGUUAAGCAUUCAGGAAUAAAGAAUCUGAUUCCGUCCACUUCCCUCCCCACGUCCUCGAGGUUGCCCCUACAGUGAACAUAUUCGUUGGUCUGUUUGUUAUGGAGUGACGGAUUCAGGUUGUAUAUCAGGACUGUCACCACUGGCUGUGUCACCUGGGAUUUUACCAAAUGGUUCUCAGGGUUCCGGGCGCGCUAUGCAUUGCGGUUGUGGAUAUGGUUUCAGCUCCUAGUUCUUAAGCUGUCAAAUUGGUUUGUUAAUUCUCAUGGUCAGGUGUAUGAUGGUAAGGUAGAGAAUUUUUUUUGUUCCAGUCCGUUGCAAACGGAAGUUUUUUCCUUGUUGAAUGCAGUGAUUCUGGUGGCUCAGGAUCCUUGCCCUAAAUUUAUCAAAUCUGAUUGUCAGGUUUUGGUAAAUGCGUUGAGGCAGGUUUCAGACUUGUGGCCAUGGCAAUGUCUGGCUAUCUUAGCUCGUAUCAUCACCAUCCUCCUUUCGACUCCCUGGGUGAGGAUGGAGUUUGUUCCCCGACGUCUCAACUCACUUGCUGAUUGGGUUACUCAUAAUGCUAGACUUGACCUUCUUUCGUGAGA